CUUCCUUGUAGUUGAUUUGACCGAGGCCUCUGUGACUUCUGCUUUUUCUCCUACUCCUCCUCCUGUCACUCCUAUUGCUCCUACCACCGUUAGUACCACGACUAGCCCUCCUCCUCCGACUCCAACCGCCAGCAGCACCAGUACCACUGAGGCUCCCGUGCCAAUCGCCACCCGGCAUAGUGAUGGGAAUGUUCUGGUGGCCCCAGGGCGGGAGAUCUGGAAUCUGACGGUGGAGCCUAACAGUAACUACGUUAACGUCAGCUGGAGACACAACUUCCCGGCUGGCAACAGCGAGUUUGUACUAGAGUUCACACUGGACAGCGACAAGACAAUGAAAAUUGUACCAGUGAAACAACAGCCCCCGGUUACGGUACUGGAUCUGAUUGCAGGCGCCAAGUACCAUCUGCGGGUUUACUCUCACGUGCACCACAGCAUCAGCAGCAAACCUGUCACCUUCAAGACCAGCGCAGCUUACAGUAAGGACCAGGUGGACAUCGCCACCCAAGGCUGGUUCAUUGGGCUCAUGUGUGCCAUCGCCCUCAUCAUCCUCAUCCUCCUCAUCGUGUGCUUCAUCAAAAGGAGUCGUGGAGGCAAAUAUCCUGGUGCUGUUUUCAUCGCUUCAUUCACCAAAGGUCUUGUCCGUGAUAAAAAAGAUCUUCCCUUGGACCCGGUGGAUCAGAAAGACCAGGAUGGCUCCUUUGAUUACCAGUCCUGCUGAACUCUGUGUGUGUGUGUGUGUGUGUGUGUGUGUGUGUGUGUGUGUGUGUGUGUGUGUCCACGUGCACUAAAGCCCUGACCCUGUGUCUGACCCGUGUCCGUGUGACUGGUUGUGGUUCAGUCUUUUUGUUCUGCUUUGAUUUGGGAGAAGCUGAACUCUAACCUCACUCACGAUGAUGUCAUCAGCACCCUGGGAAUAAACGGAAUUCUAAUGCCCGCUCUUUUUCCUCAUUGAUUAAUGGCCCCACAGAUCCAUGCCCUUUUCAGAGCCACCUCAUGUUGUGUGUUUUGUGCUAAAGUGUUUAAUUCAGCUGGUAUUUUCUGGAAGUGAUGACGUCAUGCUGAACCUUUUUUUUUGUUUGCGUGUUAAUGACAUGCUUGUGUGUUUGCUGUGGUUAACUCGAGUUCCGUCUUGCUCGCCUUAAAUCCACUCAAAGUGUUUGUAUUUGUGUGUAUGCCUCACUUGCUGCUGUGCGUCCUCUGUCUUCCCGUCCACUUCCUGUUCAUGUCUCCUCCCUCUCUCUCACCCACGCUGAAAUGGCUCAUCUGUUCGUGACAGGAACCAAAACCAGAUCAGGUACUUUGGACUGGGCACAGUUUCUCUCUUGGCCUGUGCAUGU
Messenger RNA from Thalassophryne amazonica, 1337 nucleotides. RefSeq names its product neurofascin-like. The transcript has 7 exons. The record is from RefSeq and is a predicted model, not a curated record. Bases 332 to 718 code for a protein of 128 amino acids. NCBI's taxonomy places the organism in Eukaryota, Metazoa, Chordata, Actinopteri, Batrachoidiformes, Batrachoididae.